AUGGAAACAUGGUUUUGGAUUGUUGGCUGGUCUCUUUCCAUCCUGACCAUGACUGGAAAUGGAUUUAUUAUCUUCCUUGUCUGCAGAAGACGGCGGCUUCGCACCAAAACCAACGCAUUUAUAUUUUCUCUUGCAGUGGCUGACUUCUGUGCUGGGUUGAGUGCCUUCCCUCCGCUUUUCCUCUGCGACGCGAUAACUGGAUGCGACCCAAAGGCUUUCCUUGCGAGCGGAGUGGAUUAUUUAAGGUGGCUGUUCAUGUACGCGUCCGUGACAAACUUAUGCUGUUUAGUCCUGGAGCGUUACGUUGCAGUUGUGAAGCCUUUAAGGUAUUUGACUUUUAUGACGCGAAGACGUGUUUCCCAGAUGAUCUUUAUAUCCUGGACCAUUGCAGUGGUUAUCGUCUUGGUUUUUAUACUAAACUGGCUUGUUUUUAGUGAGGGUCUGUUGUUUAAAGUGCUGAUAUCGAUUCUAAUGUUUUUGUUAGAAUUCUUACCGUGUUGCGGUCUAAUUUUCUGCUUUGGAUCAAUGUACUAUGUUAUUUAUAAGCACGAAAGAGCCGCCCAUAUCUUAGCAAAACAACUGCGCUUUAACCACCGAUUUUUGUUCAGAGUCCAGGGGAAGUCUGCUGUUAAAAUAAUGGCAAUUGUUAUCGGCUUGUUUCUUGUAGCUUAUUCGUUAGCUUUGCGAUGUAGCUUUAUUUACAUUUUGAAAGACGAAAAACCGUGUGAUGAUCAAGAAUAUAAAAUACCCCUUCUUGUAUUAAACUCCGCCAUUAACCCCGUCGCUUACGCUAUCUUCAAGAGAGACAUAAACAUGGAGGUAACACGGUAUAUUUGCUGUUUCAUAUGUAAAAAAAGGAACCACAUUGAGCCCAUUAAUGAAAACAACUCAUUCAUCCUACGCAGCUAUAAUGCAUAG
Messenger RNA from Pocillopora damicornis (cauliflower coral), 918 nucleotides. RefSeq names its product octopamine receptor beta-2R-like. The record is from RefSeq and is a predicted model, not a curated record. Lineage: Eukaryota; Metazoa; Cnidaria; Anthozoa; Scleractinia; Pocilloporidae.